Microcebus murinus (gray mouse lemur) is the source of this 681-nucleotide messenger RNA. The record is from RefSeq and is a predicted model, not a curated record. NCBI's taxonomy places the organism in Eukaryota, Metazoa, Chordata, Mammalia, Primates, Cheirogaleidae.
CUUUACUGGAAAAAUGUUAUCAAUGCCUUGUCCUGGUCAACAUGGUCUGGUCUCUUCUCCAUCUUCUGCUGCUUUAGCAGGAAAUCCCACUGUGCCUCCUGGAUGAUUCUGGUCGGCUUCCUGGUAGACAUAACCAUCAGGACAAUGACCAGACACGUCAGCAUCUGUUCCAGAUCGGGAGCUGAGCUGAAUGACUUUGCUGUCUUCACCACCUUUGGCCUGGCUUCAGCCCUGCUCCUAGGUGCGAACGGGCUUCUAAACGGGUUGCUAACAAUCAUCUAUGUGUCAGCUACUUCUCUCCGCCUGUGCUUUUAUUCAACUGGAGUUCCCUUAGCAUACAAGGGGCUACCCUGCCCCUAUGCUUCCUGUGUUUUGGCUUCCAUGUCUCUUCUGACCAAAGGCAACACAUUCAUUCUCUGCUGCAUGGCCUCACUCAUGGUGCUGUUCAUGAUGGACCAGAGCUACUACCCGCAUGAUGCAAUCCUGGAGUCUGACAACUGGAAAAAAGUGGUUUAUGUGGGAGGUGUCAUCAUGCUGUUAUUCUCCCCACUCUCUAUAAUGGCUUUCUACUACCUGAUGUGGUCACUCUCCUACAUCUUCCUACCAGAGGCUCUGUGGGGCAAGUGUCACAGAUCCUUCCUCCACAGUGGCUACCAGAACAAUCUUUGUGAAACAACCUGA